Molecule: messenger RNA, 2175 nt
Organism: Halteromyces radiatus
Lineage: Eukaryota; Fungi; Mucoromycota; Mucoromycetes; Mucorales; Cunninghamellaceae
Product: Nicastrin-domain-containing protein
Exons: 10
Coding region: 31-2073 (680 amino acids)
Biological process (GO): protein processing
Cellular component (GO): membrane
Source: RefSeq, a predicted model, not a curated record
UUUUUUUUUUUGAUCCUUUGCUUCGGUUUUAUGCAUGUUCUCCAUGUUAUUGUUGUCGUAUUGACCAUAUGGGUGACUAUAAUUUCAAGUCAAGAUACUGAUACAGCACUGUAUUCACGUCUCUACACUAGUUUGGAAAACUGGCCUUGUGUUAGACUAUUGAAUGCUACUAGUACUAUUGGAUGUCAAGCUUUUACUACAGGCAGUGGUGUCCUCUUUGAAGUCAAAACCCAAAACGAUAUCAAUGUCUUUAUUAAUACCAAUUCAUUCAAUGAUGCCUAUGCCAUUGUACUUCCUUACAAUCUAUUAACACUGGAUAAUAUUCGCAACUUGAAAGCAACAGGAAGACUCACUGGAAUAAUAGUACUCACUGGCUCAAACCUUCUUCUAACGAAUAGUUCUACAUCACCUGAUAGUUCUUGUCCCAAUUGCGCUUUUGGUUUGUAUGCCAAUGAUGCCGAAACAUAUAUAUGGAAUCCACAGGCCACCGGUCUUCUUGAUGAAGCAUUUGAUAUACCCCUUUAUGGAUUGAAUCCUACUAGUAAUGAAUCUACUCAAGUAUACAAUACCAUCCAGUCGGCUCUCAAUUAUAACAAAGAACGAUCUUAUCAACAAUAUCCUUUGCAAGCAGUUGAUUUUGAUCUGAAGAUGUGGGCCGCUAUCAAUUCUCAAACUUGUCUAAGACGUGGAUGGUGUCAACCUGUAGGUGGUCUCUCUGUAUUUUCCACUCCCUCACAGUCAAUCUCAGUAGAUGACAAUAAACCUAUUAUUGUUUUGACCGCUAGCAUGGAUAGCCGAUCUCUCUUUCAUGAUUUGACAUUGGGUGUAGAUACAAGCAUUUCUGGAAUGGUGACCUUACUUUCCGUUGCUGAUGCUCUUAGUCGUGCACCAACAUCUCCGGCAAAUUUUGAUAAACAUAUUUUGUAUACACUUUUUACAGCGGAAUCAUGGGGAUUUGCAGGAUCGCAACGUUUUGUUCAAGAUAUUUCACAACCAUUUGUAUGCACCAAUCAAUCUCGAUCAUCACCUUGUCCGUACGCCAACGCACCAUGUACCCAACCUUGUGUUCAAGAUCUCAAUUUUAAGCUUAUCAACGUCAAUAACAUUGAAACAAUCGUUGAGUUUGGGUCGAUCAGUAAUAAUGACAAUACGAUAUGGGCUCAUGUGGAUGAUAGUUCGUUGAGUGAUCCUCUAGUACAAUCCUUACAAUCCCAAUCUAAUAUCAAUUCUGGUAGCUCAAACAAUUCUUCAUCUUUGGUUAUUCAAGCAGCAAAUAGUGACGGGGUUCAGCGUCGUUUACCACCAAGUAGUGUGAUGUCUUUUUUAAAGCAAAAAAGAUCAAUAAAGGCCGCAGUAUUGACUGGAUAUCAAAAGCAGAUGAAUGGUUAUUAUAAUAGCGAUAUGGACGAUGAUUUGGAUCUGAAUUUAAUGACUCAAAAACUGUGUACAUUGGCCAAUAUUACAGCACAAACGGUUUAUCAACAAGCAUUAACAUCAUCCAACAACAGUAACAUCAUCUCUGCAAAUUGUAGUCUUGUUUAUGAACUAUUGGAUUGCCUGACUUUCAACUUUUCCUGCCCUUAUAUGCAAAAUUAUUUUAAUGUCUCUGGUAUUGAUAGAAUCAGUCAUUACUCAUCGGUGUAUUCUCAAAGUAAUCCACAACCUCAAUAUAUACCACGAUUUGUAUUCAGCUAUCUUAGUGGUGUUACUGGCACAACUAGAUUAGAUCAGCAACAACAACAACAACCAGUGAAAUGCAAUAGAAUCCAAGAUUGUCAAGCUAGCGAAUACUGUAUACGACAAAAAUGCGUUAAAACUUUAACAUCAUAUCACCCUGCUUAUGGUACUGGAUUACAUUACGAUGAAACGACAGGAGUCUUAAGUGUUGUAGAUAGUACGAAAGGAACAUAUACUGAAAGCACAUGGGAUUCUCCAAGUUUAAGACUUUUCCUUGUCCCUUCUCGUGAGCAACAACAUAUUGAAUUGGUGAUUGGUAUUAUUUGGUUUGUAACUAAUGUUAUUAUGGUGAUAUUUGCAAAACGAUAUGCAAGAUCUCGAUUCAAGUUGGACUGAUGAUCAUGAUUGUGCUUACCAAUGGGAAGUUAAACGUUUUGACGACAGAACUCCGAUUGUUUGCUCUUUUUCUCUACAUUUGUAUUAUUAGUUUUUUUUUUU